Notodromas monacha is the source of this 2204-nucleotide messenger RNA. The record is from the annotation of a GenBank genome assembly. Lineage: Eukaryota; Metazoa; Arthropoda; Ostracoda; Podocopida; Cyprididae.
CGUACGGGUCACGUCUGAUCGAGACGCCAUGCAUCUUAUUCCGAGACAGCAGAAUGAAGAAACAAGCACUUGACAUUAUGGAAGCUCGUCAGAUGAUAGUCAUGGAUUUCGAUGACAGAAUUUUCGACGUGACAUUUUCCACUGAGCAGUUGAGUGCCACCGUCAGAGCAGUUGUGUGGGCCGGUGCGAUUUUCAUCACAAUGCAGGCCAUCUUGUUCCCCAUCUUUUGGACAUCGUACAGCGACGUGAUUUGCCUCUUUAACCUCGAGGACGACUGCUUCCAGGACUUCGGGAUUCCGAAAUACGAAAUCCCCGUGGAAAAGCUGUUUUUCGCUCAAGAAAAGCGAACCCAGGCCAUGAACCAGUUCGAACAAACGAGGGAUAAACAAGUUAUCCCACUGGAGUUGCGACAAGACUUCCGUAUCGUCGACGUGGAAGAUGAGGGAACAUCCGCUCUUUCAACCCUGCAUGACGACAAGAUGGAUUACGAAGGCUUAAUGAAUCUUACUGAAGAUGAUGAGGGAGAAACACUUUUGCCGAAACCAGGUUUCAAUAGAUACAUUCGACGAGCUGUAAUAUUACGUUCCGGCGAACACUAUUUCACCCUGCACAACAGACUUCAAGCAGAACACGCUCUCCAAAUACUUAACGCCCUGCUCCGGAUUCAAAAUCAGGCCAAAGGAAUAGACGAAUUGAGGGCUUACCAGGAAUAUUACGACGAGGAACUUCUCAGGAGACUCUCAAAAUUACUUAGCAUCGACUGGGCGCAUUACGUCAACAUCAACGCAGAGACUUUCUUGGAUAAGCUAGAGGCGCAAGACGAAUUCGAUGCUUGGGUCAAGUCCGAGUGGAAGUACAACAUCUCAUCGUUCAAUCUCUCAGAACUGAACGAAGCAGUCGGUGAGGAAAAGCUCAAACGGUUCUUCAACAAGGUUUCGGGUCUCGGUAUUUCUUCUUUGGAUGAUUCAAAGCUUCGCGAGCUCAACAAAAAAACUGCAGAAAUGAUUGACAAGUUUGCCCUGAAUGGAAUUUGCCCUUACGAUAACAGAGAUUGCAACAAGGACAAAGGCAUGACAUGGGCACUGAUGCCUGGUGUAGACAGCACGCAUUCCGGCAUAGACCUGAAAGUUGGGCAAUACCAAGAAAAGAACUUCCGAAAAAGAUUCCGGCAGUGGUUUGACGAGGUGCGGCCAUUUUAUGAAGAGCUACAUGCAUUUGUUCGACAUCGGCUGAGACUUCACUACGGCUCCGACGUGGUCAACGUUUCUACCACUAUUCCUGCUCAUCUAGUCGGUAACAUGUGGGGAUUGGACUGGCAGAACAUUUUCCCAAUCAUGAACGUUUUUGAGUCCCCGAGCUUUGACAUAACUGACGAACUUGUAAGGCAAAAUAUUACAGUUCCGGAAAUGUAUAGAAUUGCCGACGAGUUCUUCGUCAGCAUGGGGUUCAAAAGCUUGUCCGAAGGUUCGCCAGAAUUUUUCAAGAAGUCGAUGCUUCAGAAGUUGAAAGAUCGGAAAGUCAACUGCUAUCCGCAAGCGUGGGAUAUGUACGCUUCUCCUGACAUUCCCGGAGACUACAGGAUUAAGUACUGUACACCACGAACCAGAAAUGGUAUGGAGUAUGUUCUUCAUGAAAUGGGCCACGUGCUGUAUUUCAUCAACUAUGUCCGUCAGCCGGCAACUUUUAGGGAUGCUGCAAACCAAGGUUUUCAUGAAGCGUUGGGUGACACAUUGACGUUAUCGUUCAUGUCCCCGAGAAAUUUGAAGAGAUUAAGGUUGUUGCCUCCGACGGCUGAUUCGGAAGACGAAGAAAUGGCUAAUCUUCUACGAUUAGCUCUGACGAAGAUUGUAUACUUCCCGUACUCAUACUGUGUCGAAGAAUUCCACUGGCGCAGUUACGACGGCACCGUGACGGACCACAAUUAUAACCGGGCUUGGUGGGAACUAUGCGAAGAAUACCAAGGACUUCACCCUCCAAUUCCACGGAACGAAACUUAUUUUGACGCAGGAACCACAUUUCACCUAUCCAACGACGUCGAUUCCAUGAGAUACUUCAUUGCAUACAUGAUGCAAUUCCAUUUUCACCAAGUGAUGUGCACUGCUGCAGGCUUAUAUAAUCCCAAAGAACCAGACGUGAAGCCUUUGCACACUUGCAACUUGCACGGAAAUCAAAUUGCUGGGUUAAAACUGAGGUUAGAAAACUAA